UAAAAUUACAAUACUAAGAAACAUAAAGUAUCGUUGUAUUAAUAUGUUUUACUGAUAAAAGGGGGGGGGGAUAAAAAACUUCGCUUUGGUUUUUCUUCAUUCAAUGUGUGGUCCAUGAAGGUGUGUUGUUCUUGGAUUUUCACCCAUGACUAUCCAAUGCACAACCAGCUUUGAGUCCUGGAGGGUGUAUCCAAGGGUACACUACUUCCGGAAACGAUUCUUGGAUUUGUAUCCUCGAUUCAAACGAGUGAUUGGUUCUCUUCCAUUCAACAUCAACUUUGAUUUCAUGUCGGAAAUUGAUGAUGCUUUCAACUGGUUUACAAAUGAUUUGGAAAUGGUCUGCGUCGGAAAUGCUGUCCUUCCGGACAAAAUCGCCUUUGUCGACAUCAAUGCAGACCCACAGCCCUCUCACAAUGCAGUGGGGUCACGGGUGUUUUUACACGCACACACUCUUGAUGCUUAUUUUAUACAGACAUUGGACCAUACUUUGAAUUAUCUCGACUCCAACUUCAAUGUCAAAAAGCCACUGUUUUGCAUUGUGGACCUGACAAAUAAACCACCGACGUCGGAACAAGACUUUGUCAAAAAUUACAUCAAGUCGAAAAAAGAGAGCGAUGUCAUAUUUGGGUUGGAACAACUCGAAAUGGCUACAACCGUAUCCGAUUAUAUAGAAGAGCAAUUAGCGGACGUAUUUUGCCUGAUAAGGCAGUGUUUGUUGUCAGUUGGUAUUAAACAGAAUCUUUCAAACGGAAAAUAUCUUAAUGUUGAUGAGUAUGUUCGCUCAGGGCAGUUUCACCGCGAUAUGUUUGCCUAUGUUCGCGAGUUUGCUACUAUUGAUAAAGGGAAUGCAGGUGAAACGGAAAUGGAAUUGGAAGCCAUUGCUGAGAAAAUGGAUACCGGAGAGGCUCACGAUGUAGGGAAGAAACACACAGUACAGAAGUCCAUUGCAGACACGAGUUUUUACGGGACAUGUUUAAGCAGGAUGUUAAGAUGUAAUGUUUUUCUUAAGUAUUGUGAGCAAAAGUUCUCAAUUCCAGCGAAAAUCGCUAAUCUUAUUCUGGAAAAAUUAGAAUACGAAAUCCGAUUCACCGAACUAAUUUUUAAAGAUAACGGAAAUAUAUUACUGGUUGCGCAAUCUAAACACAAUAAAUCAGACUGUCCAUGUUUGUCCUUGGGUUCAUGGAUAAGCAGUGUUAUUCAAGACUUGGAUCGUGCAUGUGAAACCACUAAGAAAACAGUUGCUAUUAUGAAAAAGAUGUCAUUUGAAGUCAACGCCUACCUUGAACAGACCUCGUUUGGCACUGAUAUGAACUGGAUAUGGAAACCACCCGUUGUACCAUCGCAAUUGAGGAAAGAACUGUUGAGUGUUGAUGGAGUGUUUUGUAUUGGAACAGUUUACAAUGAAUUCACAAUUUAUUUAAAACCAGAAAACAAAGUAGGAAAUGGGGAUACAAUAGAGUUUAUGGAAGUUGAGGAUGAUAAAAAGGGGCAAAAAUCUGACAACGUAGGCGAUGAAACUGUGGAACAAAAAAUAAAACAAAUUAUGAAGCAGCAUGGAUGUCAUUUUCCGUAUGCUCUUGAAGUUGUAAGAAUUGAAUUGACUGCUCAGAUGGCAGUUGAAAAUGGAAAGACAAUUUGUUCGCCUUGGCCUGAUUUGCAGAUUGGUGAUUGCACAGAUGGCUCUGCCUGUGGUUCUAUGGACGGUGGUAUAAAAAUGCUAGAUGCUCCUCAGAAAUACCGAUUCGGAACUCUUGGUUGUUUUGUUAAAGAUGAUUUUGGGAAUUUAUUCGGGUUGACAUGUGCGCAUGUAGUAGGCAGUGCUUAUCCUAACCAUGCAGUUUUUAUAAACGAGGGAGAACAAAUUCGACGUUUUGCAACAAGUUCUCCCGAAAUGACAUUUUCCUUCGCUGAACACCAGUCUUUCCCUCUUGUUGACAUCGCAGCAGUAAACGUGGAAAAGGAUGCACAUACGAAUUGUAAUCGAAAAAUAAAAGACGAAGAAGGCGUGCACAUGGCGUGGAGGGUAUGCGAAGGCAAGCAAACCGUUGUUCCUGGCCAACGUGUUUUUAAAUACGGAGCUAAAACCGGAUGUACUCGCGGAUGUAUUGCAAGCGCCGAUUUAGAGCUUCCUAUGCCCGACUUACCAGGGGCUUUACAACCGCCAGAUAGCUACCUGAUCAUGAUCGAGUCUCCCUCUGAUGUAAGGAAUGGGCCUUUUUCGGACAGAGGUGACAGCGGAUCUAUAGUUUGUUUUGAGAAGCCUGUUGACAAUACAAGCGUGAUAAAGAAGGAACACCGAUCAGAUUUAUUCGCCAUGUCGAUGAUCCAAGCUGGCGAAAUGACGGUGGAUGGACAUUCCUCAGCCCAGAGUGUUUCUUUCAUGCUUGCGACUGGACUUAAGCUACUAUCGUUAAAAUCAAAUGUUCGUUUGACAUGCCCAAUGUCUGAGUAAGCAGAAAUUCGGAGCGUGUUUUUGUGAUAAAAGCGUUCAACAAUCACAACUUGCUGUGAAUUGAAAUUUAUGAGCUCCUGUGAUGGUAUUAAUAUUGUUAUAGGCAAUAUUAGUUUAUAAACCGAUUGACCGUUGAAUCAUUAUUGUGCUAAAAAUAGCACGUAUCCGGUAUAUCAAUAGAUGAUUAGUGUUUUACUUUGCGUGAUAUAUUCUGUACAUACACAAAUGAAAAUUGUAAUUGAA
Molecule: messenger RNA, 2695 nt
Organism: Dreissena polymorpha
Lineage: Eukaryota; Metazoa; Mollusca; Bivalvia; Myida; Dreissenidae
Exons: 5
Coding region: 146-2452 (768 amino acids)
Source: RefSeq, a predicted model, not a curated record